UAGACCCGGGGCUGGGGGUGGAUUCUAGCCUGCAGGGAGGUAACUGACCCUCCAAGCCUUAGCUGGAGGAAGCCUUUGGCCCUCGGUGGGGCCGCAGCUGAGGCGCAGGUCCCAGGAGGCCCUGGCGCCUGGCGCGAUGUGGAAUCCCCUUCACGAAACCGACUCGAUCUUCGCCGCUUGGCGCCGCCCGCGCUGGCUGUGCGCGGGGGCGCUGCUGCUGGCCGCCGGACUCUUCGUCUUCGGCUUUCUCCUCGGAUGGUUUAUAAAAUCCUCCAAUGAAGCUACUAACACUGUUCCACAGCAUAACAUGAAGAAGGCAUUUUUGGAUGAAUUGAAAGCUGAGAACAUCAAAUCGUUCUUAUAUAAUUUUACACGGAUUCCACAUUUAGCAGGAACGGAACAAAACUUUCAGCUUGCGAAGCAAAUUCAAUCCCAGUGGAAAGAAUUUGGCUUGGAUUCUGUUGAGUUAGCCCAUUAUGAUGUCCUGUUGUCCUAUCCAAAUAAGAUUCAUCCCAACUACAUCUCAAUAAUUGAUGAAGACAGAAAAGAGGUUUUCAACACAUCAUUAUUUGAACCCCCUCCUCCAGGAUAUGAAAAUGCUUCAGACGUUGUGCCACCUUUUAGUGCUUUCUCUCCACAAGGAAUGCCGGAGGGUGAUCUAGUGUAUGCAAACUAUGCACGAACUGAAGACUUCUUUAAACUCGAGCGGGAUAUGAAAAUCAAUUGCUCUGGGAAGAUUGUGAUUGCCAGAUAUGGGAAAAUUUUCAGAGGCAAUAAGGUUAAGAACGCCCAGCUGGCGGGGGCCAAAGGAGUCAUUCUGUACUCAGACCCUGCUGAUUACUUUGCUCCGGGGGUGGCACCCUAUCCAGAUGGCUGGAAUCUUCCAGGAGGUGGUGUCCAGCGUGGAAAUAUCUUAAAUCUUAACGGUGCGGGGGACCCUCUCACACCUGGUUACCCAGCAAAUGAAUAUGCUUAUAGACGUGAAAUCCCAGACGCUGUUGGCCUUCCGAGGAUUCCUGUUCAUCCCAUCGGAUACUUUGAUGCACAGAAGCUCCUGCAAAACAUGGGUGGGACAGCAGCACCCGAUAGCAGCUGGAAAGGAAAUCUCAACGUGCCCUACAACGUUGGUCCUGGCUUUACUGGAAACUUCUCUACACAAAAAGUCAGGAUGCACAUCCAUUCCAACAACAAAGUGACAAGGAUUUGCAAUGUGAUUGGAACUCUCCGAGGAGCCGUGGAACCAGACAGAUAUGUCAUUCUUGGAGGUCAUCGUGACUCAUGGGUGUUUGGUGGCAUUGACCCUCAGAGUGGAGCAGCGGUAGUUCACGAAAUUGUGAGGAGUUUUGGAAUUCUGAAAAAAGAAGGAUGGAGGCCUAGAAGAACAAUUUUGUUUGCAAGCUGGGAUGCAGAAGAAUUUGGUCUUCUUGGUUCUACUGAGUGGGCAGAGGAGAAUUCCAGACUCCUUCAGGAGCGCGGUGUGGCCUACAUUAAUGCUGAUUCCUCUAUAGAAGGAAACUACACUCUGAGAGUCGAUUGUACCCCACUGAUGUACAGCUUGGUAUACAACCUAACAAAGGAGCUCCAAAGUCCUGAUGAAGGCUUUGAAGGCAAAUCUCUCUAUGAGAGCUGGAAUAAAAAAAGUCCCUCACCAGAGUUUAUUGGCAUGCCCAGGAUUAGCAAAUUGGGAUCUGGUAAUGAUUUUGAGGUGUUCUUCCAAAGACUCGGAAUUGCUUCAGGCAGAGCACGGUAUACCAAAAAUUGGGAAAUAAACAAAUUCAGCAGCUAUCCACUGUAUCACAGUGUUUAUGAAACAUAUGAAUUGGUGGAAAAGUUUUAUGAUCCAACUUUUAAGUAUCACCAUGCUGUGGCCCAGGUUCGAGGAGGGAUGGUAUUUGAACUAGCCAAUUCCAAAGUGCUCCCUUUUGACUGUCGAGAUUAUGCUGUAGUUUUAAGAAAGUAUGCUGACAAAAUCUACAAUAUUUCAAUGAGACAUCCACAAGAAAUGAAAACAUACAGUGUGUCAUUUGAUUCACUAUUUUCUGCAGUGAAGAACUUUACAGAAAUUGCUUCAAAGUUCAGUGAGAGACUCCAAGACUUGGACAAAAACAACCCAAUGUUAUUAAGAAUUAUGAAUGAUCAACUGAUGUUUCUGGAACGAGCAUUUAUUGACCCUUUAGGGUUACCAGACAGGCCUUUCUAUAGGCAUGUCAUCUCUGCACCAAGCAGCCACAACAAGUACGAGGGGGAGUCCUUCCCAGGAAUUUUUGAUGCUCUGUUUGAUAUUGAAAGCAAAGUGGAUCCCCACAAGGCCUGGCGAGAAGUGAGGAGGCAGAUCUCUGUCGCAGCCUUCACGGUGCAGGCUGCAGCGGGGACCCUGAGAGACGUGGCCUGAGCGCUUCUGUUGAGAACCCACAUUCAGCUGGUAUGUUCAUCGCUCAGAAAAACCAUCAGGGGUGUAUUGACAAGCAAAACACUGGAGCUGUGUGCAUCUUAGUAUUUUUGUCUUCUCCCUAUGGAUCAAAAAGGAGAGAUAGAUGAUUUUUAUUCUAUAAUUGCAAAAGGUUAUUCCGAAGUCGGGCUAUGUGUUAUAAUUAAGGACAACAGCCUAAUACAUUAAAACGCUUAUGUGGCAUUAUCAGGGAAUCAAGUCUAAUUCAGCAUUUCCAAACCUACUCCUGGCAUUGGGCAUGGAGAAAACAUCCGUUUGUAAGAGCACAAGAGGAAAUCUGUAGCACUGCUCUAAGCCAAAGGCCUCAAGCCUUGCCUGGCUCCUGAGGCUGAGAGGUGCUAUCUUAUCACACUCAUUAGACAAUAUGUACAGUGAAAAACAAUACAGAAAAUAACAAUAGUAAACCCCCAACCCCAAUAACCAGACAAAGAAAAGGAUCACUACCAGGACCCUUGGUCCCUCACCCUUGCACUGUCGACCUGUGGCCUUCUCUUCUGCCAGAGAUACUCACUUUCUUUAAUUUUAUGCUGCUCUUUCCUAUUAUUUAUAAUUUUACCACAUAUGGCUAGAUCCCUUAUGUGUUUUUGGCUUUGUGCAUUUUUUGAAUUAUUUGUAAUACAUUACAUUAUAUAUACCAUGUGCACUAUUCUAGGACUUGAUUUUUCACUAACCUUUGAAGGUCGAUCCAUGCAUUAUUAUGGCUGUGGUUGGAUAAAUUUCACUGACAUAGGCAUUCUGUUGCAUGAAUAUAACACUUAUGAGUCAAGGUCAAGUCAAGACAGAGAAACCAUGAAGACACACAAAUAGGAAAAGUUAAUAUAAAGAAUGAUUGAGCCCUGGCCGGUUUGGCUCAGCGGUUAGAGCAUCAGCCUGCAGUUUCGGUUCCCGCUAAGGGCGCGUACCUC
This is a messenger RNA of Molossus molossus (Pallas's mastiff bat), 3354 nucleotides long. It is a transcript of the gene FOLH1B, whose product is annotated as folate hydrolase 1B. Gene Ontology annotation, molecular function: carboxypeptidase activity. The record is from RefSeq and is a predicted model, not a curated record. The transcript has 19 exons. Bases 137 to 2392 code for a protein of 751 amino acids. Lineage: Eukaryota; Metazoa; Chordata; Mammalia; Chiroptera; Molossidae.